UUGAUCCUGACAUGAAAUGGUAUCUUGUAAUUUUAAACUCUUGUUUUACGGAUUUUAACGAAAAUGGUAAGGAUAUACAGCUUCUGAAAAUGUGGACACACUUCGUUUGGAUUGCCGGUGCCAUAGCGAUCGCCUUGUGCCAGCCAGUACAGGCAAAAAAGUGAUCCACUGCCACCUGGAACUAAGGAAGCAGUAAAACCAUUAGUCGAGACUCGCCCGGUUCCUGCCAAUUUUUCCGCGGUUUUCACGUGCAAGCACAAGGAUAUUACAAAGGAAAAGGUGUCCUGGCAGCAUAACAAGGCCAAGGUUAUGGACGCGAUGGAUGACAAGAAUACGCAAUACGACGUGAAAACGGAGCCAGGAACGUCCACCCUCACUAUCGCACGCGUCCAGGUCAAAGAUCAAGGCAAUGUUACAUGCCAGGUGCAGAGUGGGGCAGGGACUGUCGAAGACACGGUGGCAUUUAACGUUAGCGAACUCUCGAUAAAAGUAAAUCAGCAAAAUGUCGCAGGCGACACCGCCUACAUCCCUGACGGAACAAUCAACGUGACGUACAGCUGUGCUAUCCGGUAUGCACCGAAAGAUGCCAAACUGAGCUGGUUUGAUAAGGAAACCGAGCUGACCGCGACAACCUGCAAAGACAAAAACUGCGAAAUCCAAAACGGCGCUGCAACUGCGGAUGUUAAGGAAGCCACCGUUCUUUACGCUGCCAUAGAAGACGUCCUUUACGACGAGCUGCAGUGUAGACUGGUCAGCACAUCGUCGCCGGACGGUAUUGGUGACAAAGCGCUACUAUCGGGAGUCAUCAAACUAAUACCAUAUGGAAAGCCGAAAUUUACCGGAACGAAUGUCACAAUUGCAGAGAAUUACAUUCAGGUGGAAAGCGGUCAACCGUCACGUUUAGUGUGCACAGACUCCUUGCAAGCCACACGACCCAACAGUUGGACAGGGGAGACAAUAUCGUUCGCCAACAUUUUGGUAACACCCACCUACGCCGACACUCAGGUCAACGUCACCUGCGUUGUCACGAAUCCGGUCAGCGGGGUAACCGUUGCAGCCACCGCAGUAGUGAAUGCGAAAGCCCAAAGCGCCAAAUCGGGAAAAAACAUUGUCGCCAUUGUUGUUGGAUCAGUGAUUGCGGGCAUUUUGGUAGUGAUACUGGUGGUGGUGUGGGUCAUCUAUCGCAAAGCCGGACUGCGCCCGAAUGCGACCAUGCGAGCCAACUGUUUCCCUUGUUGGAGCAGCCGUGCUAACCUGCACUAACCAACCGGCGAUCAGUCAUGCAGCGCAGAUUGUUGCAAAUUUACUCAUGCAUACUCGUACACUUUUUAAUUACCGUUAAUAUUGUAUCAUUACUUAUGCAGUUUUGUUGUUGCUCUUUUCUGGUUAAUCUGCGUACAUUUUUCGUAUACGCGGGAUGAGCACCGAUCAUUUCGACAGAA
This is a messenger RNA of Paramacrobiotus metropolitanus, 1442 nucleotides long. RefSeq lists its product as uncharacterized. The coding region runs from base 310 to 1263 and encodes 317 amino acids. The record is from RefSeq and is a predicted model, not a curated record. Lineage: Eukaryota; Metazoa; Tardigrada; Eutardigrada; Parachela; Macrobiotidae. The transcript has 8 exons.